AUGGCGCAUUUGGGUAAUAUAGCAGCAUUUGACAAAUCCGAGGACUUUGAAGAUUAUGUCGAAAGGUUUGAUCAGUUCUGCUUAGCAAAUGACAUAACAGAGGAAGAUAAGAAACGGGCAGUUUUCUUGAGCGCCGUCGGCUCUCCUACAUAUGGACUUCUGAAGACAUUGCUUGCCCCUAAUAAGCCCUCAUCAAGGACUUAUCGAGAACUUACUGAGCUUUUGAAAAAUCACCUCCACCCAAAACCCAUCCUGAUAGCUGAACGUUUCAAGUUUUACAAUAGGAAACAACGUCCAGGAGAAUCCAUCACUGAUUAUGCAACGGAGCAACGGAAAUUGGCGGAAACAUGUCAGUUUGGUGCUUUUCAAGAGGAAGUUUUAAGAGACUUGUUUGUUAUUGGAUUGGCCAACCGCUCGGCACAGAGGAAACUAUUAAGUGAACAGGAGCUUGACUUAAAGAAAGCAUUUUCGAUUGCUUUAAGUCAGGAAAUGGCUGAUGAAAAUGUCACGAAGAUUCAGGGUCAAACUCAGGAGGUAAAAAAAGUUGUUGGGCCGAAUGCUUCUCUCCUUGAGUGUUACCGUUGCGGGAAGACAAACCAUAAGGCUGAUGUUUGUUUCCAUAAGGAUACUGAGUGUAAUGGGUGUCAUAAAAAAGGACACCUUCGUAGAAUGUGCCGAAUGGAAAAUCACGCCACAGUCAAUCAAAAUUGGAAAUACGGAAGACAAGGAAGGAAACGAUCGACGGUCAACAUGGCAGAGGAGGAGACCAGCUGCUCGAAAGAAGAAACUACAGAGUGCAAACUACAGGAUGAAUUGGUGCAUACAUUGAAAUACUGUGUUAAGAAAAUGAAAGCAAGACACAAUAAAGUUCCAGAGAUAAUAGUGAAAGUUAAAUUAAAUGGGAUACCAAUUGAUAUGGAAUUGGAGACGGGAGCUUCGGUGUCACUGAUAAGUGAAGAGUUCUACGCUAAACAUCUGAAAAAUACAGUACUUCAAUCCAGCGAUAUUGUGCUGAAAACCAUGACGGGAGAAAAAAUAGAAGUCGUCGGGAUAUGCUACGUAACUAUGGAAAAAGUUAGCUGUAAAUCAUCUGCAUUCUGGUAUUCUGAAAACCUCAAAGUUAGAAGAACUGUUAAGGAAAUAUGCGAGGACAUCAGGGAUGCUGUGAAUGCAGAACUUAAAAGACUAGAAUUGGAAGGAAUUAUUGAGAAAGUUGACUAUAGUGAGUGGGCGGCACCGAUAGUGCCCGUUUCAAAAGACAAUGGUUCUAUUAGGAUCGGUGGUGACUUCAAGGUCACCAUAAAUCGUUAUGUGGAAAACCCUGAACAUCCAAUGCCAAAUCCAGAUGAACUAUACCAGCGACUGAACGGUGGAAAAACUUUCUCAAAGUUAGAUUUAUCGCAAGCUUAUCAGCAAGUGGAAUUAGAUGAGGAAUCUAGGAAAUAUGUGACGAUUAAUACACCACUUGGUUUGUACCGAUAUACACGUUUACCAUAUGGUGUCUCAGCAGCACCACAACUUUUUCAGUCUUUAAUGGAUAAAGUUCUGCAAGGAGUGCCUUGUGGAUGCAACAUAGAUGAUAUUAGUCUUACUGGGAGAACCGCAGCUGAACAUUUACACAAUCUUGAAAAGGUACUUGAACGGUUGCACAUCAAUGGGUUGAAAUGUAAUUUGUCGAAAUGUGAAUUUAUGAAGCCCUCCUUGAAAUAUUUGAGUUUCAUUGUAGAUGAAGAGGGUAUUCAUAUGACGGAGGAUGCCAUUGCAGCAGUCACGGAGGCACCAAGGCCAGAAUCAAGGUCUGAAAUGCAAUCCUUCCUGGGGCUGGUAAACCAUUACCGUCGCUAUGUGCCAAAUCUCUCAUUAGUCGCAGCGCCUCUCACAGAAUUACUGCAUAAAGACAGAAAAUGGCAUUGGUCAGUAGAGUGUGAAAGAGCUUUUUCCGAGAUUAAAAAAAUGCUGACCACUGAAACAGGAGUAUUAGUGCACUAUGAUUUGAGUAAACCUGUGACGUUGGCAGUAGAUGCAUCACCCAAAGGACUUGGAGCAGUGCUUUCCCAUAUCACCAGUAACGGAGAAAGACCAAUUGCUUAUGCAUCAAGAAUGUUAACACCCACUGAACGUAACUAUUCCCAAAUUGAGCAUGAGGGUUUGGCAAUCAUCUUUGGACUACGGAAGUUUCAUCAAUAUUUAUAUGGUCGUAAAUUCACCCUUAUUACAGAUAACAAACCACUGUCAUACAUUCUGGGACCCAAGAAGGGCAUUCCAGUCCUUGCAGCUGCAAGAAUACAACGCUGGGCUAUACAGUUAGCAGCUCAUGAUUAUGACAUUGAAUUACGUCGUUCAAGUGACAAUGGAAAUGCUGAUGCACUCUCACGGUUGCCUUUACCAGAUUGUGACUCCGAUGCAUCAGAUAAGCAUGUAAACUGGACACAAGAAGCAACUGCAUUUAACAUGCACCAGGUGAACUCUCUUCCUGUAACUGCGAAAUCUGUUGCAAGGGAAACUUUGCAUGAUGCUGUACUGGCUAGAGCUUUAUAUUAUACACGAAAUGGAUGGCCAGACUCUGAGGACAUAGCACAGGAACUGAAACCCUUCCAUAGCCGCCAGCGUGAGUUUUCAAUUGAAGAGGGAUGUCUUCUAUGGGGUGCCAGGGUGGUAAUACCGUCGAGAUAUAGGAUUCAAAUAUUAGAAGAGCUACAUGGUGGUCAUCCGGGGAUUGUUCGGAUGAAAGGAUUAGCUCGCUUGCAUGUGUGGUGGCCCCAAAUAUCGGAUCAAGAUAUUGAAAACACUGUGCAAGGGUGCUCUGCUUGUCAGACUACUCAGCCAAUGCCGACUCGUGCUGAGGGUAAUCCGUGGAAUGGCCUUCUGGUCCGUGGAAAAGAGUACAUGUUGAUUUCGCAGGACCAUUCCUGGGACAAAUGUACCUCAUUAUGA
Macrobrachium nipponense is the source of this 2934-nucleotide messenger RNA. RefSeq lists its product as uncharacterized. The coding region runs from base 1 to 2934 and encodes 977 amino acids. The record is from RefSeq and is a predicted model, not a curated record. NCBI's taxonomy places the organism in Eukaryota, Metazoa, Arthropoda, Malacostraca, Decapoda, Palaemonidae. Gene Ontology annotation, molecular function: zinc ion binding; nucleic acid binding. The transcript has 2 exons.